This is a messenger RNA of Paramecium tetraurelia, 693 nucleotides long. RefSeq lists its product as uncharacterized. The record is from RefSeq and is a predicted model, not a curated record. The transcript has 2 exons. NCBI's taxonomy places the organism in Eukaryota, Ciliophora, Oligohymenophorea, Peniculida, Parameciidae.
AUGCUAAAAAUUGAGGAAUAUGUUUGCAAUUUAAAAGAAUCUAAAACACUAUUCAAUGAUAAUCUAAGAAUUGAUACACAUCAGUCAUCGGAGUCUUAUGAUAAUACAUAAUUCCAGAAUCCAAUCUAUAAUAUUGUGCCACCUGAAUAUUUUUAAAGUGUAACAGAAAAUAAGUACUCAAAUAUCUUUAGUUCCUACAUUCAAUCCCCAAAACAUGAAGAGCUUUAAUCAACUAUAAAAUAAGCACCUAAAAAAAGAACUUUUUCAUUUGCUGAAUCGUAACAGCAAAACAAGGAUCCUGCAUGUAAUAUUUCAGCAGAUUUUGGAUUAAAUACAUAAAUACCAGUUAAAGGGGAUUCGAAAAAUUACUCUAAAUUUAGUUAAGGGAGUAAUUUAAACUAUAUUGAAACUCCUAAUAAAGAGAAAUGGUAAUCGCAAGACUCAAUGUUGGUUUUGAAUAAUAGCAUACCUUAAUCAAAACUUAGUUCUCCAUAGAAGAAGUAUGUUAAAGUCUAGAAAUUUCAAAACACAAAUUAUAGUUUCGAUGCAAAACAAACUUAAACAACUCAAGUCACAAAUAUUAGUUUAAAAGACAAUAGAGAAUUUGAAUAGAUAUUUAAGGAAUGCUAAAAUAAUUUUGAAAAGAAUAAGGCACGAAAAACAGAAGAAUAUAUAGCCUGUAAUAUAUAAUGA